AGGUACUGACUCUUCUCGUGACCAAGCACUGUGACCAAGCACUGUGAACGAGUUUCCCUCCACCGUCGCACCGGCAACCAAUGAUCACCACACCAUUAUCAAUCACCAGCUGCUGGCUUGUUUUGUUUUUCUUUCUGUGCGGCCGCGAUUAUUUCCCCUUUCAUCCUGGCCAUGAUAAAUUUUCCCUCUUCUGGCCUCUGACUAAGCUAGCCGCUUCGAAAAAAACACUCGCCAUGGAUUCACCAUUUUCCAACGUAUACAAUCACGGUUUGAAGGACUUCAGCUGGAGUCAGAUACAUAAGAUUAACCAAAGUGUGGCAUUGUGUGUGUCUUCUCGAGAAGUGUGCAUGUGCGUGUUUUUUUUUCUGUUUGGUUUAAGAAAGUGGUGAUCAAUUGGCCAUUCGACUAUACAGCACAGGGAAACUAGGGACACAGGGACCUUGCCAUUGUGAUAGGAUUGCGGAUACCUUGGACG
Williopsis jadinii is the source of this 475-nucleotide messenger RNA. RefSeq lists its product as uncharacterized. The coding region runs from base 81 to 389 and encodes 102 amino acids. NCBI's taxonomy places the organism in Eukaryota, Fungi, Ascomycota, Saccharomycetes, Phaffomycetales, Wickerhamomycetaceae. The transcript has a single exon. The record is from RefSeq and is a predicted model, not a curated record.